CAAAUCGCACCUUUAAGUAGAAUUUAAAUAAAUGUAGUUAUUCUGACCCCAUUCAGAAGGUGGCGGUAAUGCACCAUAAGUAGUUUGCCAACCGCCAAAGGAGAAGAAGAAGAGGAAAAUAAGCAGAAGGAAACAACGAGUUCGAAAUUUCACAGAUGUUGGUCCAAUAUAGGCUAAAUUUUGCCGUUGACACGUGUUUGGCGUGUUUAUUAGACAAACGACACACAAGGUGGGACACUUCGCUUACGUGUCUAGAGCCUAGACCAGCGAUAGCCUAAUAAUAGCCGGUUUCAUAUGAGCCUAAGUGACAAGGAGGCGUCUAGUUAUGUAGGUAGGCCGACCUCCGUUGGGAACAUGGAUCUUGGACUACAGUUGAGCUCUGGUUGUAACGUUAACGAUGCCGAAACACUGCAGGUUGACCUGCUGGUGAAAGAAGAAAACCUCAAAGAGGAAGAAUAUGGCCGUAUGAUAUCAUGUCAAGAUGAAGAAGAAAAGCCCUUUGGAGAGUUUCACUGUAACGUUAAAUCUGAAACAGACAAUUCAGAGUAUAACGUGACCUACUAUGAAACACGACACACUGAAGUGAAGGAGGAGGAGGAGCAAGAGGUUGAGUUAAAGGCAGAAUUGGAUGAACAAGAGAACGAUGAUCAGCUGGAAUGCUCCAGUGAAACAUUCCAGGCACCAGUGGAGAUUGAAGUGAAGAAAGAAGAGGAGGAGCAUCUUCUGGAAAAGACCAAAUUCCUUGUAUACGCCAGAUGCCCCUGCCGAGGCUGAGGAUGACACCGAGGGUGAUUUGCUUGCUGAGGAUGAAACGCCUCCAAGAACAAGGCAGAAGAAGGAAAGUAAGAAGAAGUUAGUCAACAAAGAGAGAAGAAUGAAAGGAAAAUCCUACACUGGUAAGCACAGGAAUGAAGAGCUGUUAAAGGAGCCACGUUUGAUUGGACCAAGAUGUACGUCAGUGGCUUGCGAGAAGUCGUCUAAACAUCACUGCAGCGAAAUCACAGAGGCGGACAGGGAUAAGAUUUUUAAGAACUUUUGGGAAAACAUGACCUGGGAAGAGAAAAGGAUGUAUGUGUGCAGUUUAGUCGAUGUUGUGGCCGUGCAGCGGAGAACAGGGUCUGAUACUUCACGGAGGUCAUCAACUCUUGUUUUCUUUUUAAAAGUUAGAGAAGGGCAGAGAAUGAGGGUAUGCAAGAGCUUGUUUUUGUCAACAAUAGGAAUAGGGGAAUGGUCAGCCCUUAACUGGGUGAAGGAAACACAGAGAGCUUGUUUUUGUCAACAAUAGGAAUAGAGGAAUGGUCAGCCCUUAACUGGGUGAAGGAAACACAGAGAGUAGUAAACACUAAUUAAUUACCAUAUGUCUUUACAUAUAUAUACGGGCUGAUGAAAGUAGACAGCUAAGAGAGACAUACUGACCAGGCUACCGAAGUUGUGUGGAAGAUCUGCUCCAAGAAAAUCGUUGUGAAAGACGGACAAUCAAUUUGAACACUUGCGUGUGCACCAACCAGCGGAAUAUUACACAUUGCCAGCCUUCGCUGGGCCUAGCAAAAAAAGCUACUUAAGACUACUAUCGUGGUCACUCAUUUAAAAUCUUCAGUAGUAGGCCUACGCUAUGGAGCAUCCCACGUUAUCAGGCUACCGUCUAUGCUGACUAUGAGGGCGGCGGGAAGUGAAAGUAAAGGGCUGCGAUCGCGCAAUCCAGGCUAUAGGAGGGCAAAGUAAAAAAGAACUUACAAAUAAUGAAUCCCGAUUACCACUCCGCUGCUGUCUGGGACUUUUGCUAAAUGCAUGAAAUUCAAGCCUUACAGUGAAAGACGGAUAGGCUACCUUCUGAUCCUGUAAUUAACGAAAGAAAUGGUUUAGGCCUAUUUUAACAAAGAGUAAGGACUAACCACUCAUCGAGUGGUUAGUGGAGUUCGUUGACUAUUAAAGGGACACCAGGCAACGUUUUCGUGUUAAUUAAUCAUCUUUGUAAGUCGGUAUAUGGUUAAAUGACUCAUUACGGGGCGAAUGAAGGCUC
Molecule: messenger RNA, 2020 nt
Organism: Alosa alosa (allis shad)
Lineage: Eukaryota; Metazoa; Chordata; Actinopteri; Clupeiformes; Clupeidae
Product: zinc finger protein 100-like
Exons: 4
Coding region: 295-774 (159 amino acids)
Biological process (GO): regulation of transcription by RNA polymerase II
Cellular component (GO): nucleus
Molecular function (GO): DNA-binding transcription activator activity, RNA polymerase II-specific; RNA polymerase II cis-regulatory region sequence-specific DNA binding
Source: RefSeq, a predicted model, not a curated record